Molecule: messenger RNA, 546 nt
Organism: Solanum verrucosum
Lineage: Eukaryota; Viridiplantae; Streptophyta; Magnoliopsida; Solanales; Solanaceae
Exons: 2
Coding region: 1-546 (181 amino acids)
Source: RefSeq, a predicted model, not a curated record
AUGAGUGUGAGGGAGUAUGAUCUAAAGUUCAAUCAAUUGUCAAAGUAUGCUCCAACAAUGGUUGUCGAUUCAAGGGCCAUGAAGAGUACGUUCGUUUCAGGUAUGUCUGAAAUGGUGGUUAAAGAGUUCCGAAUUGCAAUGCUCAUUCAUGAUAUGGACAUCUCUCGUCUCAUGGUACAUGCACAACAAAUUGAGAAGGAUAAACUUAAGGAAAAUUCUAGAGAGGUAAAAAGGGCUAAAACCUGUGAUGGUAACUUUUCACAUGCAAGGUUCGAUGGGCAAGGUCAUCCUGAAUUCCAACAAAGGUUUUUCGAUCAAGGUUCCUCUAAUGCUCCUCUUAAGUUCAACAAAGAUAGGUGUGGAAGGAAGCACGAUGGUAACUGUCUAGCCGGCACGGAUGGUUGUUAUGGUUGUGGGAAAAAUGGUCACAAAAUGAGGGAUUUCCCAGUGCUUGCGGCUAAAGAAAGGGAGGGCAAGCAAGCUACUCCUAGUGGUUCAAGAUCCAAUGCCCCUAAGCAAAACCGAUUCUAUGCUCUCCAAACCUGA